Molecule: messenger RNA, 587 nt
Organism: Triticum aestivum (bread wheat)
Lineage: Eukaryota; Viridiplantae; Streptophyta; Magnoliopsida; Poales; Poaceae
Exons: 2
Coding region: 54-431 (125 amino acids)
Source: RefSeq, a predicted model, not a curated record
UACUUAGCCACAACGUCGUCGCGCUCGUCAAAAGCGCAAAACCCUCGCACGACAUGACCUCCAGCGGCGGCGCACCAAACCGAUGGCGGCUGCCUCCUCCUCUACCGCCGCCGCUCCCAAGGGGGGGGGGCUACCGGUGCUAUUUGUGCGGUAAGUGGUGGCCAACAGUCCCGACCCUCGGAGGUCACAUGUCAUCUCGCCGCUGCGCCAACAAGCACCGCCGCCGCCAAGAGGACGCGCCGGUGGGGGCAUGGCUAUUGGCUCCGAACCGCUUCUUCUGGGAGGAGUACCGCCAUGAAGAGCGCCCUCCGGUGGAGAUAAACUUCCUUGGGAUUUUGGAGAGCCGGUCAUGGAGGGCGCCAGCGCCACAGCCGGUCAUGGACCAUGAGGAUGCAGAGCCGCAUGUUAUCGACCUGACCUUGAGGCUCUGAUCAGUCCUUGCAAGGCGCGUAUUGCUGGUUGCUGCCUAGUUGGAUCGGAUUAGACAGCAAGAAAUAUUCAAACUUGGUUCGUGUCAGCGUUUGCUAUGUUUAAGCUAUAUCUUACUGUGUUCUUCGCUAUUCAGAUGAAUAUUGUCCAUGUCUAAG